GUUCUUUUGCUCAGUUGAUGUUUUAUAAGUUGACUAUAGUUCUGUUCAUUCUAUUAUAUAAUAUAUUCUUUAUUUCAUGUGAAUGAUGUAGGGUGAUGAAAAUGUGGAUUAUCUUUCUAGCAUUUGUGAAAACUUUGGUAUUCGACAUUUCCCACGCAUUAGCACCUCCAGAUUUCAUUAGUGAGUGGAUGCCAAUAAAAGCCUAUAAAUAUCCCGAAGUAGACAUUUUACACGGUUUAAAUGAACUACCUCUAAAGGUCGAAGUACAGGUCAAAGUGUUUGAUACGUUCUUGAAUAAACACAUGUUUUUCUUAGCAACCGGAUCUGCACAGAAAGGAAAUGAUAAUACUUUGCCGUUUGGAGGAGUUUUAUACCUAUAUGAUAAUGAAACAAUAAAGAUAUUGGCACCAGGACCAACAGAUUGUUUCCGACAAGAGUGUACAGGUUCACUUGUGUAUUUGGGGAAUAGCAGUAAAUUUCAUGGUAAUAGUUCAAUAUCUAGAUCGUUUUCAGAAGGAAAUGUGAGAGCAAGAGUUUGGAGAGCAUGCUCACUUCCGAGACCUCAGUUCAUCUCUGAUGAAAUUCCAAUGAGCUCAGGCACAUUCAAGUCUUUAACACAUGAGCAGAAACCAACGUGGGUUAUUGUAAGAGUACACAUUGAGCAAGGCUGGGUUUAUGAGGCACAAGGUAGCGUCUUUUAUGAAACAUCCAGUUGUCCGUUUGGAGGUGUCGUAUUUGCAUUUAAUGAUGUUGAAAUCCGAUUAUGGGUUCCAAAAAGAGGACCAGGACCGUCAAAAGCUAAUGGUGUUCCGUUUAAUGCUAUAAAUGGUUGGGGAGAAUCUGGUGAAUUCGGAUACAGCGAGACAGUUAGAGUGAGGGCAUUUGUAUGGAAUUUUAAAAGUUUUGACUACAAUCCAAUUGUCCUGGAGCAAACCUCGUACAUAACGAUUUCCAGUUUUAUAUCUGUUCCAGCUGGGUACUCAUUUCAAGAUAACUACAAAUUGCUUCUGUUUUCGACAAAAGCAGAAAGUGGAAAUAAUCAAGGGUACCAGUUCUAUCCAGCUGGUUCCUCCAUGACAGACGGGACAACCAACAGUACUAAUACAAAGUUUGGGUCAUUUGUUUAUGGCUUUACUGAUGACAAGAUUUACUACUGGGUACCAAAAGUCUCUCUAUCAGGAUGUGUUUUGUUACUGGGUGGUUUAUGGGGUUCACAGAAUCAACAACAAUGUCAGAGUAACAAUGCAAAUGACGUGGCACUGAUGAUAACGUUCAAUGUACUAGAAAAUCAAGAACCAGCAUGUGGAGUGUUUCCAUGCUUAGGUGCAUCAGACAGAGGACCAGAAUGCAACUGUACGGGAAGUGGAAAGGAAGGACAGUUCUGUGAUAACGAUGUAACAUGCCUAAAACCAAAAGAUCACAGGAAUGCCAACUUGGAACCACAUAAAGACCUGUAUAAUCACCAAGCAGAAGUUACAUUCUCUUGCAAAACAGGAUAUAAUAAUGUAUCAGGCUCAUCAGUUAGACAAUGCCAGGACGACAAAACAUGGAGUGGUGAACCAUAUCUGUGUGACCCUGUACCUUGCGGUGAACCAGAUAGUGGGACAUUUUCUACGAUAGUUAAUAUUUCUGGUAUAGUAUAUUCAAAAUCUGUAAACUACGAAUGCAUCACCGGAUACGGUCAUCAAUCUGGAAAUGAUAUUCGAUAUUGUCAACAGAACGGAACAUGGAGUGGAAGCGCAUUAGUAUGUGAAAAAAGCUGUUCAGAAGAACCAUUAUUAGAAGGCGUUACUCGUACAAAUAUUGGAAAUCUUAUCAACACCAAUGCGACAUUUGACUGUAUAGCCGGUUUUAUGUAUGUCGGUGGUGAUUUAACAAGACAAUGCGGCGUAAAUUUGACCUGGUCAGGAGAACCGUAUAAUUGUUCAAGAAUUUCCUGUGGAGUUCCUCCAAAUAUCACAAAAGGAUCUGUCGCCUUCACGUCUAUGGUGUUUGAGGCUGAAAGUGUGUACACGUGUGAUGUUGGCCAUAUCAUCUCUAACUCCGAUUUAAAUAAAGGGACUGCAAUCUGUGAUCAUACGGGUUUGUGGAAAGGUGUACUUCCAGAUUGUCAACUUGUCGAAUGUCAGGCCCCUGCUCUCAUAACUGAUGGCUCAUGGAAUACCAGUUCCAAGUACUUUUAUGGAAAUAUCAUAACUUACCAAUGUGACAGAGCCUUCGCCUUGAUUGGAAUAGAGAGUCGUACUUGUCAGGCAGACAAAACCUGGAGUGGUGUGCCGCCAACAUGUUCAGCUGUCACGUGUCAAAAUUUAAUAGUUCCAAAUGGAAAUGUGUUUGCUUCCAACUACAGUGUUGAUGGUUUUUUGGCAGUUUCAUGUAAUGACGGAUUUAUCUUGAAAGGUUCCAUUCCAAUAUUUUGCUUAGUAACAGGAGUUUGGAGUGGUGCUGACCCACACUGCAUAAACACGAGUACUUCAACAACAGGUGACGGCAGUAGUCAAAAUAACGGACAAACAGAUACCACCCAAAUGAAUCCAAAAGAUUUUAUAUACAAAGUUGACAAGAAAACAACUUCAUCGUAUAAAAGAAAGCUAGUAAGUGCUCCAGAUGACAGAACAUCAGCGAUAGUUGUUGGAUGGGUUGGUGUGGUUGUUUUAACUGUUGUUAUAGCUAUAAUAGCUUCUUUAGACUGCAUAAAUAUUUGUCAGAAAGCUGGAAGAAAGAAAAGAAAAAGAUCUGUGCGAGACACUAGUUCACUUGAUUCCAACAUUCCACAUGUUAUUGAAUGAGACAAAUGAAAAAAAAGGAUAAGCGUACACUCGGGACUCCUUCGGCCACAUAAAAGUGUUGUCUGAGGAAAUGCUUUCUUUGCAUUACUCACUAUAGAUAAAAAAAUUUCCUGUGCUAUCAAAUAGUAUGUUUUGCGAUUUUUAUAACCAUACUCAAGAAGUUUUCUCGUUUGAAUUGUUUUAUAUUUGUCAUUUCGGGGACUUUUAUGGCUUCUUAUGCGGUAUGGGUUUUUCUCAUUGCUGGAGUCCGUACGGUGACCUAUAGUUGCUAACUUCUACGUCAAUUGGUCUAAGGUGGAGUUGUCUCAUUGGCAAUCAUUCCACGUCUUCUUAUUUUCAUAAUUGAUACAUGUAAUGCAAAGAGGUUGCUGAAAGCAUAUAUUCCCCAACAGUUCAUAAACUGACCAGAAUCGGUAAAAUUUGGAAUUUUAUCUUUCAGCCCUGGGUAUCCCAAACUGAAAAAAAACUAUAUUAAAAACUAGAAAAAGGUCACUUUAUUCCGAAGAAAACCCAAUACACUCUUUUAAUUUAUUCUUAGCAAAAUCUAGGAAUUGUAUUUUUCUUCUUGUUGAAUACAAUGUAGGAGACUCAUCUGGAGAGUAAUUUGAUUUUCAUUUAACAAAUUAGAAUAACACUUUAUAAUUGCAUGCGUCCGAAGCGCUUUUCUGGAUUUACCUUCACCAGGAACUCUCAAAGACGAAUAUUUAAAAGCCAAGUAUGUAUAAGAACCAAAACAGUUUAAGAGCUGUAUGACCAAAAAAGAUCUUAAAUCAAUAGCCAAAUCCAUCUAAGGUCAAAUUGGCCUGGGGAGUUGGAACCUGCUAAAUGUGGUUUGUACAUAUUAUUUCUUCAAAAGAAAGACCUAUCGUUCUGGAAAAAAAAUAGUUAAAAAUAGGUUUAAAGACCACUGAACAUCUUAUUGUAGAGAGAUUUUUUAUUUUUAUUUGUCACUACAUUUACCGGUUUUAUCUGUUGGUGUUCAUGGAGUAAAUUUUGUGAGUUUCUGUUUCUGUUUUUCGAUUUGAUUUAUUUGUCCCAUUUGUGUCUCCUUCUCAAUUGUACGAAUUUGGUAUACAAGCUUAUUUGAAGAAUGCUAUUCUAAACAAAAGUGCCUUAUGCAUGGUUCAAGGGAUGGUACAUUUGAAUAGGUUGCUAUAUAGGAUCAUAUAGGACCAAUUUCCCUUGAAUUUCUUUCACUUUCAAGAUCAAAAUACUAAAUGGUCGAAACAUAUUGGAAUUUUAGUAUUGAAGACUCCAAAAAAUACACACAAAAGAUUUGACAAUAGUUUUACACAUCCAUUACAUCAAAAUGUUAUUCAGCUCAGUGCAUUAUUUUAGAAGACGACUUCGAUGCAAUGUUGCAAUUUUGCAUGUAACCAAAUUGAACUAAUUUGUAUCUGAAAGACAAAACAGCUUUACUUCCAACAGAGUUUGGUUAAUAAAGCCCAUCUCAUUCAUUUUUUCCCGAUUAUUACUAAAAUCUAACCAAAUUGAACUUUUUAGGCCAUAUCUUGGUGUAUUUGAAAUUUUGUUACUUCCUCAGAAAAUUGCUACAAUGCUGUUACAAAAUCUAAGUACACAUAUGAAACUGUAAUACUAUGAAUGUUUGUGUAGAUAAGAAGAUAUUUUUUAAAUGACCUUAGCGUGAAAAAUUAAAAAAGCCCUACCUCUUCUAAUCGUACAGCAUCUUUAUAUAUAUUAACUAUGUGUGAAAGGUGUCUCUGUAAGAAUUGUACAUCAUUAUAACAGUGUUUUGAAUUUAAAGUGUUGCAGGUGUGCUUUGUGUCAGUAUUUUAUAGAGCUAUUUUACCUUGAAUUUCUACAAAAUGUUAGCAAAAUGUGUACCUUUAAUUUUUGUGUUGACAAAUAAGAGUUGUAUGAAAACUACUUAAGUGACAGAUGAAGCCUCUGAAGAACAGGUAGUUUAAAAAGAUUGUUAUUGUUUUUGGUACAUUAACUUUAAAGUUUAUUUUUUUGUAAAUCUAGUGUUAUCUUUGUUUUUAUAUUGAUUGAAAUAAAUCUUCUUAUUAAAUUUUAA
Messenger RNA from Mytilus californianus (California mussel), 4827 nucleotides. RefSeq lists its product as uncharacterized. The record is from RefSeq and is a predicted model, not a curated record. Lineage: Eukaryota; Metazoa; Mollusca; Bivalvia; Mytilida; Mytilidae. The transcript has 15 exons. The coding region runs from base 96 to 2789 and encodes 897 amino acids.